UUAAAUUUAUCCCAAAACCAAUUUCAGGGAUCUAUCCCAGAGUCAUUUGGCAAUAUGCUCAGCUUGCAAGGACUUUACUUAUCGCAUAACAAUCUUUCUGGCUUCAUACCGAAGUCAUUGGAGGCACUUCGGGACCUCAAAGAGCUUGACGUUUCUCAUAACCAUUUAAGUGGUGAAAUUCCUUCUGGUGGUCACUUUAGGAACUUUACUGCUGAAUCUUUUCUGUUCAACGAUGCAUUGUGCGGAGAUUCCAGGUUUCACGUGCCAUCUUGCCCAAGAACUAAUUCAAUUCACAGGUCCAGAACAAAAAAGGUGCUUCUAUUUGUAUUUGUUCCUCUGGGACUCGCUGCUGUAGUUGUCGCAGCCUUAGCAAUUGUCUUCAGAAGAUAUUGGAAGAAAUAUCAGGAUUCCAAAGGAGUAAACAUGGUAUUAGUGCCAACGCAAGAAGGAGUUUCAUACUAUGAACUUCUUCGAGCAACUGAUGGGUACAGUGAAAGCAAUUUGCUUGGCAUUGGGAGUUUUGGAUCUGUUUACAAGGGGAUCCUCAAUGAUGGAAGGUCUAUUGCUGUAAAGGUUUUCAAUUUGGAAUUGGAAGGAGUAAUCAAGAGCUUUGAUGUAGAGUGUGAAGUACUGAAGAACCUUCGCCAUCGAAAUCUUGUGAAGGUCAUCAGCGGUUGUUGGAACCAGGAUUUUAAGGCCUUGGUGCUUGAACACAUGUGCAAUGGAAGCCUUGAGAAGCGGCUGUAUUCUGACAACUAUUUCUUAGAUACUCUACAGAGAUUGAAUAUAAUGAUAGAAGUGGCAAGUGCAGUGCAAUAUCUCCACGAAGAAUAUUCGACGCCUGUGAUUCACUGUGAUUUGAAGCCCAGUAAUGUCUUACUUGAUGAAGAUAUGGUCGCCCACGUCUGCGACUUUGGUAUUGCAAAAAUGCUGGAAAAGGAGGAAAGCUUUGCAUGGACCAGGACCUUAGCUACAGUUGGCUACAUUGCUCCAGAGUAUGGAUCUGAGGGGCUGAUAUCAGCAAAAUGCGAUGUUUAUAGCUAUGGAAUCAUGCUGAUGGAAGUUUUUUCAAGAAGAAAGCCUAAUGAUGAAAUGUUUGCUGGAAAUUUGAACUUGAAGAGUUGGAUAAAUGAUUCUAUGCCUAAUUCGAUUCUUCAAGUCAUUGAUGCUAAGUUGUUGAAGCGUGAGGAUGAAAAUUUCACUGAGAAGUUGGAGGGUUUUGCAUCCAUCUUGGAAUUAGCCUUAAAAUGUGUUCGUGAAUCUCCAACUGACAGACUCAGUAUGAAAGUUGUUCUUGAAACACUGAAGAAGAUCAAACUCAAAUUCUUGCAAGUAAUGUAGGCUGAUGAAUAGUUCGGAUCGAAUAUGUAUCAUCUUUUAUAAUCAUCCGAAAAAUUAGGGAAAAGAGGCAAUUUGUUGAUGCCAAAUAAAUGAAAGCACAUGAGCUAUGAAAGACGCUGUAUUACUGCAAAUCAAAUUGUAUGAUUAAAAUUUGGAAUUUCUGAAUGUAGAGAGAAGCAGGGAACCUCUAUGUUCAAAAAAUAACCUCCUCAAUGUCAUGACGCUGUAGUUGCUUUCACUGA
Molecule: messenger RNA, 1583 nt
Organism: Coffea arabica (coffee)
Lineage: Eukaryota; Viridiplantae; Streptophyta; Magnoliopsida; Gentianales; Rubiaceae
Product: probable LRR receptor-like serine/threonine-protein kinase At3g47570
Biological process (GO): protein phosphorylation
Molecular function (GO): ATP binding; protein binding; protein kinase activity
Source: RefSeq, a predicted model, not a curated record